Molecule: messenger RNA, 2615 nt
Organism: Physella acuta
Lineage: Eukaryota; Metazoa; Mollusca; Gastropoda; Physidae
Product: decapping and exoribonuclease protein
Biological process (GO): NAD-cap decapping; nuclear-transcribed mRNA catabolic process
Cellular component (GO): cytosol; nucleus
Molecular function (GO): mRNA 5'-diphosphatase activity
Source: RefSeq, a predicted model, not a curated record
CAGAGCGACUCAGCACACGAAACAAGAUGAAAAGAACAAGAGAUAAAACGUAUCACGAUAAAGUACACAAUUUUGAACAUAAGCGACCAAAAGUGGUCAAUUAUUUAGACUCGUUCUCUUCUAUGUAUGACCGUCCAUUUCCAAACUUCAGAGAACCAGUGGAAAUCGGUAGCUUCAGUCAGGAUGAGAGAAAGAUUUACAAAAAUGACAAAAGUCAGUUACGAAUAUUUGCACCUCCCGUAGACCCAAAUCAUUGUAAAUUUGACCUUAGACAGGGCUAUGCAGAAAUGAUUAAAAGAGAUGAAAAUAUAAAAACUUAUAUAAAUGAUAUAUUGCAUUGGAUAGUUAAUAACAGAAAUAAAUUUCCAAUACCAACACAUUCAAAAGACAAAAAAGUCCAGCAGAAUCUGGAUGAUCAAUGCACAGCUGACAAAAGUUCACUAAAAAGACUGAACAUUGAUUUUAUAUGUUGGAGAGGUCUCAUCACUCGAUUACUUUGUAUACCUUAUGAAAAUCGAGAAGAUUUAUUGGUUGCAGUAAUUCGCUUUAGGGGAACACAUUAUUUGUGUGAAUAUGAUACUGAGACAAAGAAAGCAAGAGAGGAAAAUAUAACUCCGCGUGAUGAAGAAAUGUGUGCUUGGGGAUUUAAAUUUGAGCAGUAUGUAACAGCAGAUAAAGUUGGUGCUGUUCCCAAUACAUCUGUACCAGUCAACAACAAUGCUGCAUUUUGCAGUAUGGCUUAUUCUCGCCUUGAAACACAUUCUUUAUUGUUUGGAGGGGAGGUGGACUGUGAAGAUGUUAACUCUCAAGGGAGAAACAAAUACAUUGAACUCAAGACUUCUCGACUUAUAGAAAAUAAAAGACAGUUUGAAAAUUUUUGCAAGUAUAAGCUAAUCAAGUGGUGGGCCCAAAGUUUUGUUAUUGGUAUACCUCGAAUAGUGUGUGGCUUUAGAGAUGAUGCUGGUAUUGUCAGAAAGAUGAAAGACUAUUCUCUCUCUGAAAUCCCUCGUAUAGUUAAUAGCACUCUACAUCAACCCUGGAAGCCAACAGUUUGUUUUAAUUUUUUAAAUGCUUUUCUAAACUUCAUCAAAAUCAAUAUCACUGAGGAUGAUGAGAGCUGUGUUUACUUAGUCAGGUGGAAACCUGGCUCACCAGUGACCAUAGAGAAGAAGGGAGAUGACUCUGAAUUCAAAUUUUUACCUGACUGGUUCAUCCAUUGGGAGGCUUGGUCAACUCCAUGAUACUGCUUGUAAUGUUGUUUCUCAUAUUUACUGUAGUUUUGAAUAAUUUAAUUCACUUGUAUAAAGUAAAAAUACUUCAGCACUGAAGACUUAAAGAUUAAAAUUGUCUUUAAGAUGUAUGAGAUUUAGUUACACCUAUAAAUUUUAAAGGGGACGGAGUGGUCUAGCUGUAGAGAGCUGGACUGCCAACCCGUAAGUCUCGAGUUUGAAUCCAGGAUUAAGUCAGUUGACCAUCCCUGAGUCCACCUAACUCACUUUAGGGAAAGUAAAGGCGGCUGAGCAUAGUGCUGACCACACUAUCUCUUCAUCUGCCGAGGUCACAGAAACAAGUGAACUCUACUUCACUUGCCCUAUAGACAGUCAAGUUUGAAAAGGGAACUUUUUACUUUUUUAUAAAUUUUAAAACUUCAAGUUGUUUUGUAUUAAUGUCAAAGUUUAUUAGUAAUGUUGAAUGUAUAUCUCUUUUUAAAAAAGUGGGAGUUUCUAAACAUAUAAACAAGUCCCACCUUGAGAUUACCAAGGAAACCAUGAUGCAGGUCAGCAGUUGUCAUAAAAGAUGAAAUAACUUCUUUUUUUUGCUUCUGCUUUUUUGAAAAAAAUAAGUUUAUUAUAUAUGAGUAAUUUGCUCUGUAGAUUUUUAAAAUUGUGAACUACUUCUAGAAAAACAGUAGAAAAAAAAGAGGGUCAGAGGUUCUUCAGGUUACAGUUGAAGCUUUAUCCCACACUGGUGCUGGUUUAGUAGCUCAGAAACCAAACACUGCAUCUCAUAACAGUCUGUGUUGGGGGAAUUAGAACUUUCAUGUGGACAAAGUUACAAAAGUUCAACCAUCUGGCUGUUGUAUAGGAGUAUUACAACUUUAUGUGAACAGCCUUGUGUUGUGUUAUUUAUAUUACACAGCAGAUCUGAUCCAUUUUUUUUUAGAACCCAUCCCUCUCACUUUAGUCACCCAACUAACCACCACCAGCAUGAUCCUUUUCUAAAGGGUUCCCAGCAAUGAUGUAAUAUAUACUUGAAUAUACAGAAUGCUAUUUGUGGUGUAUUAUAGACUCUGUUCUGGUAUGUUGGACACAACACAGAAAUGAAGAAUAUCAAAGAAAUAAAUUUGCUGUGUUUUAAAUAUCCAACUGAUCAGGGUGACUUUCUUUAAACCAGAACACAUUUAUAUAUAUUUUAAAUAAAAAAAUAUGUGUAUAUAUAUAUAUAUGUAGUAACAGUAUAAAAUCAACAUUUUUAACUAGAGGCUUAGCAUGUACCAAACAUGACUGAUUAGGUUUUUAAGUUAGAAUUCUAUGGGCACAAUAUAAAGCAUGGACUUUUUUUUAUAAUAGUUUAGAUUAUAUUUUAAAUGGUUUAUGCUGUUUUUCUUUACUUUU